This is a messenger RNA of Darwinula stevensoni, 3454 nucleotides long. The record is from the annotation of a GenBank genome assembly. Lineage: Eukaryota; Metazoa; Arthropoda; Ostracoda; Podocopida; Darwinulidae.
AUGGCAUCUUCAUUGCUCAGCCAGAAAUACAUUACUUCAUCAGAAUUUUCUAACCCUGCUCCUCUGGAGAAGGAGCAUAUUUCACACCUUGGGGCCCCAUUCAUUGAGUCCUUCAAUUUCAUGGUGGAAGAGGGACUGAGUAAAGCCAUGAAGAAAAUUAUUCCUAUCGUGUUCACUGUCCCAGAGAAUUACUCAGUAUGCCUAUGGGCUGAGGUGUUUUACUUGCUCAGGCAUCUCCCUUCCCUGGCAUGCUGGGGCUUGCACUUGGAAAUAAACACACUGGACAUGUUUGGAUUUGAACCCAGGUCCCCUGCCAUGGGAGCCAAGUUCAUUACUGAGUCACUCACCUGUCCCCAAUAUCCCAUGUAUUCAGUUUAUGCACAACUGUCAUAUGAUUUUGUAGAAGAGACCUGUACACCCACCAGCAGAUCAUAUGACCCAGGAGAAGAGAGCCCUUACGACCUGCCAGAUGUGGAACUCCAGCCUCCCACACUUUCAGAAGAUGCUGAUGAUGUGGGAAAAUUCAAGAUAUAUCCCCAGCGAGUGAAGAUGGGUGAAGAAGAGAAUGAGAUUGGUGGAUAUUUUGUUGUCAAGGGACAUGAGCGACUGAUCCGAAUGCUUGUGAAUGUGAGGCGAAACUAUCCUUUGGCAUUGUCCCGCAGCUCAUGGAAGCAGAGGGGGAAGCUCUUCUCUGAUCAAGGAGUUUUGAUUCGAUGUGUCAGAGAUGAUGAAUCCUCCACCAACAAUGUCUUGCACUACCUUCGAGAUGGGACAGCAAAGAUUAUGUUCAGCUUCAGCAAACAAAUGUACUUUGCUCCCCUCAUGAUGGUCAUGAAGGCUUUGGUGGAUGUCUCUGACAAGUUCAUCUAUGAAGAACUCAUCUCUGGCAUGGAGGAUAAUCUAUACUAUCUCAGUUGUGUGAAGAACAUGCUCAGGGUCCUUCAGGAAGAGAAGCUGUAUACACAGCUGGACAUGAAGAGGUUUAUUGGCCAGUGCUUCCAUGACAAAGUUGUUCUCCAUGUACCUGAGUCCAAACCUGAUGAAGAUGUUGCUGAUUUUCUCAUUGAUGAAUGUGUAUUGGUGCAUUUGAACACCCGUCAGGACAAGUUUCGCCUCCUGGUCCUCAUGACCAAAAAGCUCUUUUCAUAUGUAUCAAAUGGCUGUUCACCAGAAUCACCUGAUUCUCCAAUGAUGUGGGAGGUGUGCCUUGCUGGGCAUGUUAUUCUUCAAGCGCUCAAAGACCAGGUGGAAAACUUUCUUGUUUUUGUGCGCAAUCAGCUGAUCCAUCGGUCUCGAAAUCAGGAUCUCUUUCACCUGGAUCAUGGCCUCACUAUUGUGCUGGAAAACAUCAACUGGCUUCGAUACAUAUCCCACUUUCGUGCCUUGCAUAGAGGAAGCUUCUUUUUGCAGAUGAGAACUUCUGAAGUCCGAAAGCUCCUUCCAGAGGCCUGGGGUUUCAUUUGUCCCAUCCAUACACCUGAUGGAACACCAUGUGGGCUUUUGAAUCAUCUAACGUGGAACUGUGAGAUCAUCACAUCACAGGCAGACACCAGCAAAUAUCCAGAACUCUUGUGUGCCAUUGGAAUGAUACCCUUGGACAGCAUGGCCUAUCCACGAGGAUCUUUGCAUGUUCUUCCUGUCCUGCUUGAUGGGAGACUCAUUGGACACGUGCACGUCAUCCGAGCAAGGGAUUUCAUCUGGCAACUUCGCAUGCUCAAAAUUGCAGGAGAAAAGGUGUCACGUUUUUUGGAGAUAGGGUAUGUGCCAAACUUGGGAAAGCCAGAAGCUGGGAGUCGUGGUGGUCAGUGGCCAGGGAUCUUUCUGUUUGCUGGACCAAGCCGUCUCAUGCGUCCCAUUUUCAACAUUUAUGCCAGAUCAGUAGAGAUGAUUGGGGUACUUGAGCAAGUCUACCUUCAUAUUGCUGUUACAUCGGAUGAAGUUCGAGAAGAUAUGACAACACACAUGGAGCUGUCUGCCAUCAGCAUGAUGAGCAAUCUUGCUUGCCUGAUUCCUUUGCCAGACCACAACCAAAGUCCUCGCAACAUGUUCCAAUGCCAGAUGUCUAAGCAGACUAUGGGAACCGCCUUUCAUUGCAUGCGUCAUCGACCAGAGACAAAGCAAUAUCGGCUCAUCACACCCACCUCCCCGCUGUUUCGUCCAGCCCAGUAUGAUCGUAUACAGCUGGAUGACUACCCUGUUGGCACCAAUGCCAUUGUUGCUGUGAUCUCAUAUACAGGAUAUGACAUGGAAGAUGCAAUGGUGAUCAGCAAAGCAAGCAUGGAACGUGGCUUGGCUCAUGCUUGCAUCUACAAGUCAGAAGUAAUUGAUCUGAAGGACUUGACUGGGGAAAGGAAGACUGCCCUGGCAAGCUUCUUUGGAAGAGACCCUGAGGAAAAGAAGAAGAGUCAGCUGGAAGAUGAUGGUUUCCCACCUAUUGGAGCUAGACUGAAUGAAGGAGAUGCUUUCUAUUCGUACUAUGAUGCAGGAACAGGUCGAUAUCGCACCAUGAGGUACAAGUCUACAGAGACUGCUCAUGUGGACACUGUUAGGUUCUGUCCUGCUGGGGAAGGCUUGGGAGAGGAUUAUCCCAGAGUGUGUAUUACACUCCGUAUGCAUCGUCCUCCAAGUGUGGGGGAUAAGUUUGCCAGUCGUGCCGGUCAGAAGGGAAUAUGCAGCAUGUUAUACAAGACAGAGGACCUCCCUUGGACAGAAAAUGGCCUCACCCCUGAUAUCAUCUUCAAUCCACAUGGCCUUCCAUCUCGAAUGACCAUGGCCAAGGUCAUGGAAUGCAUGGCAGGAAAGGCUGCAGCUAUGCAUGGCCAUGUCUAUGAUGCCCAGCCUUUUCGAUUCAAUGAAAAGCAAACUGCUGCUGACUAUUAUGGAAAACUGCUUGAAAUGGCUGGAUUCAAUUACUAUGGGACAGAGACAAUGUACUGUGGAACAUCUGGAGAAGCCAUGCCAGCUGACAUCUUCUUUGGUGUUAUUCAUUACCAGAGGCUACGACACAUGGUUCUGGAUAAAUGGCAGGUUAGGAGCACAGGAGCAGUGAAUGCAGUCACCCAUCAACCAGUGGGAGGGCGAAAAAGGGGUGGAGGUGUUCGUUUGGGAGAGAUGGAACGAGAUGGACUCAUUUCUCAUGGUGCUUCCUUUCUUUUGCAAGAUAGGCUCUUUGAAGGCUCUGACAAAUCUCUGGAAUUCUUCUGUUUUGAGUGUGGGAGCCUCUUGACAGUGUGCAAUCCAAUACCGAAGGGCAGUACUCUCCAGGAAGAUUUCCCCAAGUGCCUAAAAUGUGAUACUACUGACACUGUUACUGUCUUGGAGAUCCCAUAUGUGUUCAAGCUCCUCUGUUCCCAACUGGCAGCUGCAAAUGUCAAAGUCACUCUCUCUACUAAAAGGAAAUGAUCUUUAGCUAUUGAGUCAGUUGCAUUGUUGGAAAUGAAAGCAUUGGUGGUGA